AUGGCUUCAACAAAUAAUCCAGAACUUCCAACCUUUCACCACCUCAAUAACUCCCAAUCUCAACGAAUUCUCUGGUUCCUCGAAGAGCUUGGAAUCGAGUACAACCUCGUAUGCCACACACGCGUCGAAAGCCGCGCGCCAUCCGAGCUCAAAAAUGUGCACUUUAUGGGGAAAGCCCCCGUCCUGGUUACAUCCGACAAUAUGCCCAUCGCCGAAAGUAGUGCAAUCCUCGGAUACCUGAUAGACACGUACGACAAAGAGGGCAAAUUCACAGCGGAGGACCACGUUCGCGAUGAGAGUUUGACGUCGUUUGCUGGGUCUUCUAUUGGGACUAUCGGCAUGAUUGAGUUGAUAUUUGAUGUUGUGGCUGAGAAAUCUCCGUGGCCAUUGUCAAUUCUACUGGGAGGUGUCAAGUCAAACGUGCAUAAUAAUUUCACGGGGCCGGAAUAUGCGACACAAUUUGAAUAUCUGGAGAAAGAAUUGACAGAUGAAUGGUUCAAUGGGAAGAAUUUGGGAAGGUCAGAUGUGAUGUUAAGUUGGCCGAUGGAUUUAUUGGCUGCAAAGAAAUACGUGGACUUUGAGAAGUACCCAAAGAUUUUGCAGUGGAGGAAGAAGGUACAGGAAAGAGAAGCUUGGAAAAGAUCGAUUGAAAAGGGUAAUGGGUAUGAUUUGGAGAAUAUGUGA
Molecule: messenger RNA, 684 nt
Organism: Sclerotinia borealis F-4128
Lineage: Eukaryota; Fungi; Ascomycota; Leotiomycetes; Helotiales; Sclerotiniaceae
Source: the annotation of a GenBank genome assembly